Lineus longissimus is the source of this 3003-nucleotide messenger RNA. RefSeq lists its product as uncharacterized. The coding region runs from base 1 to 3003 and encodes 1000 amino acids. NCBI's taxonomy places the organism in Eukaryota, Metazoa, Nemertea, Pilidiophora, Heteronemertea, Lineidae. The record is from RefSeq and is a predicted model, not a curated record. The transcript is spliced from 2 exons.
AUGGCGACUACUAAGGGUAAAAGUGUGGCUGCUGAGCCAGCAACGCUUGAAUUCCUAUUGGAAAGGAGGCGCAUCAAUCGGCAGAGAUACACCAAGUUGGAGAAAUCCUUGUUCCGAUAUUAUGAUGAUGUUCUUCCAGCAUUAGACGAUGAUGACCGUUCACCCGAGAAUGAGAUUAAAGUGAGGGCAGCCAUGUCUGCCAGAGAACAGUUGAAGUCAGCCUACAUGGACUUGCAAGAUACUCAAGACCAAGUGGAUUAUCACAGAGAUAACGAGGAGAGGCUGAACGCUAUGUCUGACGACCAGAGGAGAAGAGAAGAUAAAGAUGAGCAAGACUAUAGAGAGAGGUACUUCAACUGUGAUGCCAAGAUCCAGAGGUUGGAGAAAGACUGGUUCAGGCCGACAAAGGAGAGGAGUGAGAGUGAAGGCAAAGGAUCCCAUCAUAGUAGCCAGAGCAACAUUGAAGUGUUAACAAAGGGUUUAGCAGAGGCUUUUAAAUCCAUGAACAAUGGAAUAUCAGGAGAGCAGCUCACAACCAUCUUGUCAACUUUGACCAAAAAGAAGAGAGAGCUACCCAUACCAAAAUUUAGCGGCGACCCGCAUUUCUUCGAUCAAUGGCGAGAGCUGUUAGAAGCGGAGUUGGCGAAGCCAGGUUAUUCGGAGGUGGAAAAGACGCACUUUACCAUUACAUUACUAGAGGGCGAGUGUAGAAAGUUAGUAGCGGGUAUGAAAGAUCCUGAUUACCAAGACAUCUUCCAAGUUUUAGAAAGCAAGUAUGGUGACGUGGAGAGUUGUGUGCAGAAGGCUGUAAUCGAGAUAGCCAACAUGGAGGCACCGAGCUCCCUUGCACUAAAAGACAUGGAGCCAUUCUGCCAUAAGCUUGUGUCAGCAUGGAAUUAUAUUUUAAAGAAAACCGAGGCUCUAUGUGAACUAGACGAAACAAGUUGGAUUUUCACGGCAUUGGUCAGGCCCAAAAUUCCCAAAACACUGUUGCGAAAGUGGGAUGGCGAAAAGCUGAAGGCAAAAACAAAGUCGACUUUGCCUCUGAAAUUUCCCGACUUACUGGAAAGGCUACUCGACGCCCUGCAAGUUACCCGAAGGACGGAAAUGGAGGGGGGAAAGCGACCAACCACAAGUAGUAGUACUUCACACUCACAGAAACCAGAGAAAAAACAUACUAGUACUAGUUAUGGCAAGCCAAGUGCAUAUGCAUUGAAUGUCAAUGCUACAAGUAACCCUAAAGCUGGACAAUCAAAACAGAAGACGCAGAGUCGAACUCCCAAGUGCCCUGUAUGCCAAGAAGCACAUCUACUUUAUCAGUGCCAGACCUUCAAAGCCAUGAGUGUCAGUGAUCGCAUAGACAAGGUCAAGAGUUUAAAACUUUGUUUUAACUGCUUUGCUUCGCAUUAUGUCAAAGACUGUAAUUCAAGACACUGUCAGAGAUGUGGGAAGAAACAUCAUACCUUGAUCCAUUAUGAUCGUGAGCCAGAGCUACCGGAAGAAGAGCAAGUACAAGGUCUACGUCAAAAAACGGAGGUUCCCAAGAGUGUAGGACUUGUCAAGGCCAUUACAGGUCCAAAGGAGAUAUUGAUUCAAUCCACUCUAGCAAGAAUCGAAUCACGAGGAGCAAUUUCAGUAGCGAGAAUCUUAUUUGAUACAGGCAGCGGUGUAUCAUUCAUAAGUAACAAGAUGGCAAGAAAACUGGACUUGCGAGGACCCAAGGUUGAGGCAGAAUUUUCACUAGCCGGUGGUAACCAGAUGAGAUUGAAAACAGAGAGAGUUAAGUUUCAUCUAUCAAGCGCUAUUCCUAAUUGGAAAGGUGAGGAAUUUGAGAUAGAGGCCUACACAGUUGAUCAGCCUAGCAUGGACCUCAACUGCGUGAGAGUAGAUUUGUCAAAGCUGCAACACUUACAGGGAUUGCAGAUAGCAGACACAUACCCCCGUGAAUCGGCUGAAAUUGAUGUUAUGUUGGGGCUAGAGGAUACCACAAACAUCUUACUGCCUGUUAGAAAAACUGGACCACCAGGAAUGCCAACUGCCACAAAGAGUCAUUUUGGAUGGGUACUUUCAGGUAUCUGCCCAGUAGAGGAGCCAAACCAACGACAUGGAAAGAUUGGUUUGAUUCGCCAUCCGGACUGGAAGGACAAGUCUUUAGAAUCAAAUCGAACCUUAGCAGAGAAACGUCUCGAGGGGUUGGAAAGAAGAUUACAGAGGGACCCAGACUUGGGAAAGGCCUACCAAGAACAGAUCCAAGAGUUAGUUGAUAAAGGGCGUGCCGAGAAAGUUGAGGAAUUGGAGAAACAAGCGCAAGCAAUAUGGUACUUGCCUCAUCGCCCUGUUGUUAGAAUGGAUAAAUCAACCACAAAGGUGCGUGUUGUGUUUGACGGCUCCGCCAAAGGACCAGAGGGGGUGUCACUAAAUGACACAUUGUUGAGUGGACCAGCACUGCAGCCCGACCCACUUGCCAUACUUUUGCGUUUCAGAAAACAUAAAGUAGCGCUUGUAGCAGAAAUAGAGAAAAUGUUUCUUCAAAUCGGCAUGCAAACUGGAGAUCAAGAUCUACAGAGAUUCUUAUGGCGUGACAUGGACACUAGUAAAAAACCUGAUGUUUACAGGUUGAAAACAGUAACAUUUGGUCUGAAAUCAUCUCCAUUUUCGAGUAUCAAAACUGUAGUGGACCAUGCACUCACACAGACAAAGGAAUACCCAAAGGCUACUGAGGAAAUAACAGAAAAUAUUUUCGUGGAUGAUGUACUGUCUGGAGAAGACAAUACCACAGCAGCAGCAAGCUUAGCAGUAGACAUGAAACCAGUCUUGAAAUCUGGAGGAUUCCCACUCAGGAAAUUUGUGUCCAACAAACCAGAAGCUUUGGCUGGAUUAGAGGAGUCAGAUCUUGCCUGUGGUAUAGUAGUCGUCACUGAGGAACAAUUUACUACAAAAACGUUGGGGAUAGAAUAUAUGUAUUGUGGUGGUAGGAAUCUAGGUAAUUCUAAGCUAUUUUAA